This is a messenger RNA of Sclerotinia sclerotiorum 1980 UF-70, 1308 nucleotides long. RefSeq lists its product as hypothetical. Gene Ontology annotation, molecular function: monooxygenase activity; oxidoreductase activity, acting on paired donors, with incorporation or reduction of molecular oxygen; heme binding. The record is from RefSeq and is a predicted model, not a curated record. NCBI's taxonomy places the organism in Eukaryota, Fungi, Ascomycota, Leotiomycetes, Helotiales, Sclerotiniaceae. The coding region runs from base 1 to 1308 and encodes 435 amino acids. The transcript has 4 exons.
AUGGAGUCAGAAACCCUCAAUGUCUUUGGACCAAACAUUUCCACUGCUGAAGGUCAAGACUGGCAGAGACAGAGAAAGCUCACUGCUACUCCAUUUAAUGAGCAGAAAAGUCCUCUAGUAUGGAAUGAAUCUCUUCGCCAAGCGGAAGAUAUGUUGCGCUCUUGGUGCUCUCGGAGUCAAGAUGGGAUUACCACAACACCGGAUGAUACCAGGACAUUGGCCCUACAUGUACUUGCAUAUGUAGCCUUUCAAAAAUCAUAUCCGUUUGAUACUAUCUCACACAGCACAGCUGUGGACCAAACUUCUUUAACUUAUCGGGAUUCUAUCGCCAUCAUUCUAGAAAAUAUUCUCCUCAUUAUGGUUCUACCGGAGAAGGUAUUCACUCUACCAUUCUUGCCACGAAACUUUCAACAAGUUGGCUGGGCUAUCACUUCAUUCCGUGAAUACAUGACAGCUCAAGUAGCAGCCGAACGAGAAUUAAUCCGGAACGGCGAGGCCGGUACAGGUAACCUGGUCAGUAACUUGGUUCGCGCCUCAGACGAAGGCCUAGCAAUAAGCUCAGAAUCUGAUAACAGCAGCAAACUCAAGCCUUUAACCAACUCCGAAAUUCUCGGUAACAUCUUCGUUUUCAAUUUUGCUGGACACGAUACGACUGCUAUAUCACUUGCUUAUGGCAUGCUUCUAUUAAUUGCACACCCUGAAGUUCAAGAUUGGGUUCAUGAAGAAAUUGCACACUAUGUAGGAGAUCAAGACCCUAAAUCACUGGCAUAUAAUGGAAUUUUUCCCAAACUCAAACGAACUCUUGCAGUAUUACUCGAAACUCUGCGUCUUUACAAUCCCCUUCCUGGUGUACCUAAAUAUACCGGUUCCAAAUCCACCGACCUCACAAUAAACAAUCGCACUUAUCAUAUUCCUGCCAAUUACCUAGUAGUUCCCCACCUCCAAGCCUUACACACGCAUCCACGGCAUUGGGGCAGCGACUCCCUGAUAUGGCGCCCACAAAGAUGGAUCGAGCAUCCAGGGAACCUUGGGCAAGAAACCCUAUUCAAUCCACCGAAAGGGACAUAUUUCCCAUGGUCAGAAGGAAUGCGAAAUUGUCCUGGCAAAAAAUUCACACAGGUUGAAUUCGUGGCAACGUUGACUGCACUCUUCAUGAAUCAUAUUGCGGAGCCUGUUCCCAUGGCGAAUGAAUCGGUUGAUGCGGCUAGGAAGCGGACUUUGGAUAUUGUGCGGGAUAGUAAUGUGGAGUUGUUAUUGCAGAUGGCGAAUCCGAGGAAUGUAUCAAAACUCACAUUUAAAGCCAUCUAG